This is a messenger RNA of Bombina bombina (fire-bellied toad), 7882 nucleotides long. It is a transcript of the gene NRXN1, whose product is annotated as neurexin 1. The record is from RefSeq and is a predicted model, not a curated record. The coding region runs from base 671 to 5131 and encodes 1486 amino acids. NCBI's taxonomy places the organism in Eukaryota, Metazoa, Chordata, Amphibia, Anura, Bombinatoridae. The transcript is spliced from 21 exons.
CACAAGCCUACAGCAGCUGAAAAGGCAGAGCUCAUCCUACAUCCUAAGACCUAGGCAAUUUUCCUUGACCGACACAUACUUAAGACCUAUUACAAGCUAAGGAAAAGCCAUUGCAGGUAGAUGGGUCGUAUUAGACUGAAUGUGAAUGGGAUCUCAUUAUUAUUGUGGAAAGGAAAGAAAAGGAGCUGUUAAAAAUUUCAUGUCAAAUAGCUGUUCCUGUUUGACAGUGCAUCAUCUUCUGCCUGACUUGGAGAGAAGGAACUCAGAACACCAUGAGUGAUGAUUCAUGUCAUCUUUUGUAAUGCCCAGGCAUCUUGCCCAUGAUCUAUCCUAAAAGGGAUUUUACUGUACACAUAGAAGAAAACAACAUUGUAUGUUCAAAUUUCGGAUAAUAGUAAAAGGUCAUCCAUAUUUGGAUGGUAAAACUAUAUUUGCAUUGUUUUGUAUUAUUGCAGCGGUUUUUCGGAAACCUGUUUUCAUUGUUAAUAUGGAACACUAGCACAUAUCAUUUAUUUUGUUUUGUAGUAAAAAUAUUAUACGUUGGCCCCUUAUCUCUACAAUAGUUUAACAAACAAUAUAAGGGUUAUAUUUUGUUGGGUAGAUACACACUACAGUCAAUCUGGAAGAUAUACGCAAUUUAAAGGACCCUCAAGACAUCAAGUCAUUAACCAUGGCUAGUGUCCUUAAACAAGGGGGCCUUAUAAUUUGGAUGAUCUUAAUCCUUGGAUGCAUGGUGGAUAUGGGCUGCGGCCUGGAAUUUCCAGGAACAGAAGGUCAAUGGACUCGAUUCCCUAAGUGGAAUGCUUGUUGUGAAAGUGAGAUGAGUUUUAAUCUGAAGACGAAAAGGUCGAGCGGGCUUAUCAUUUACUUUGAUGACAAAGGAUACUGUGAUUUCUUAGAGCUGAUAUUAUAUGAAGGGAGGUUGAAGCUGAGUUUUACCAUCUUCUGUGCUGAGCCUGCUUCACUCCUGACAGACCUUGCUGUAAAUGAUAACAACUGGCACUCUGUAGUAAUUAAGAGAAACUUUAAAAACACAACAUUAAUUCUAGACAAGCAAAGUAAGUGGGUAGAGGUAAAAUCAAAUAGAAUAGAUAUGAUAGUUUUCAGCAACCUUUUUAUAGGUGGGAUCCCUCCAGAUGUACAGAAACCAUACUUAACAUUUCCAGAAGUAAAAAACAGUGGUACCUUUGAAGGCUGGAUAAGGGAUAUUCGGGUUAAUUUCACAGACUCAUCUCCUAUAUCUAGCAACCACGUUAAGAUGGAGGAUGAACCAAACCCUUGUGCCAAAGACAAAGUGUGUCUGAAUGGCGGAGUAUGCUCAGUUGUGAAUGAAGAAGCUAUGUGUGACUGUUCCCAGACUGGUUUUCAAGGAAAAGACUGCAGUGAAGGUCUGGCGCACCUGAUGAUGGGCGACCAAGGAAAAGAAGAUUAUAUUGCUACAUUUAAAGGGUCUGAAUAUUUCUGCUAUGACUUGUCCCAAAAUCCAAUUCAAAGUAGCAGCGAUGAGAUUACCCUAUCAUUUAAAACUAUGCAGAGGAAUGGACUGAUGCUUCACACCGGAAAAUCAGCAGAUUAUGUCAAUCUCGCGUUGAAAAAUGGAGCUGUCUCCUUAGUCAUUAAUUUGGGGUCAGGUGCCUUUGAGGCUUUAGUGGAACCAGUGAAUGGAAAAUUUAAUGACAAUAACUGGCAUGAUGUGAAAGUUACGAGGAAUCUGCGUCAGCACGCAGGCAUUGGACACGCUAUGGUAAACAAACUACAUUGUUCGGUAACAAUUUCAGUGGAUGGAAUUCUGACCACAACAGGCUACACUCAAGAAGACUACACCAUGCUGGGGUCUGAUGACUUUUUCUAUGUUGGAGGUAGUCCCAGCACAGCUGAUCUUCCAGGCUCACCAGUCAGUAACAACUUUAUGGGCUGUCUUAAAGAGGUUGUAUAUAAAAACAAUGAUGUAAGGUUGGAAUUAUCACGACUAGCCAAGCAAGGUGAUGCCAAAAUGAAGGUUCAUGGUGUAGUUGCCUUUAAAUGUGAAAAUGUUGCAACUUUGGAUCCAAUAACGUUUGAAACACCAGAGUCUUUUAUUUCUUUACCAAAAUGGAAUGCUAAGAAAACAGGGUCAAUAUCAUUUGAUUUCCGCACAACAGAGCCUAAUGGGCUUAUACUUUUCAGUCACGGUAAACCAAGACACCAAAAAGAUGCUAAGAAUCCACAGAUGAUUAAAGUUGACUUUUUUGCCAUUGAGAUGCUUGAUGGUCACCUUUACCUACUUUUGGAUAUGGGUUCAGGUACCAUCAAAAUCAAAGCCUUGCAGAAAAAAGUAAAUGACGGAGAAUGGUAUCAUGUGGACUUUCAAAGGGAUGGACGAUCAGGUACCAUUUCUGUCAAUACUUUACGGAUACCCUAUACAGCCCCUGGUGAAAGUGAGAUACUUGAUCUUGAUGAUGACUUAUAUUUGGGAGGUUUACCUGAAAAUAAAGCUGGUCUCGUGUUCCCAACUGAGGUAUGGACAGCGCUUCUUAACUACGGAUAUGUUGGAUGCAUCAGAGACUUGUUUAUUGAUGGCCAGAGCAAAGACAUUCGCCAGAUUGCUGAAAUUCAAAGUACAGCUGGUGUGAAACCUUCCUGUUCAAGAGAAACAGCCAGACCAUGUAUUAAUAACCCUUGUAAAAAUAAUGGUGCAUGUAGAGAUGGAUGGAACCGAUAUGUCUGUGAUUGUUCUGGUACUGGGUACCUGGGUCGUUCAUGUGAGAGAGAGGCAACUAUUCUGAGCUACAAUGGAACCAUGUUUAUGAAAAUCCAGCUUCCUGUGGUUAUGCACACAGAGGCAGAAGAUGUAUCCUUACGAUUCAGGUCUCAGCGAGCAUAUGGGAUUUUAAUGGCGACCACUUCACGAGAUUCUGCAGAUACUUUGCGUUUAGAACUGGAUGCAGGACGUGUCAAAUUAACGGUCAAUUUAGAUUGUAUCAGGAUUAACUGUACUUCCAGUAAAGGCCCAGAAACUCUUUAUGCUGGCUCUAACCUCAAUGAUAAUGAGUGGCACACAGUACGUGUGAUCCGAAGAGGAAAGAGUUUAAAGUUAAUGGUGGAUGAUCAACAAGGAAUGACAGGUCAAAUGGCGGGUGACCAUACAAGGUUGGAAUUCCACAACAUUGAGACAGGGAUAAUUACAGAGCGCCGUUACCUCUCUGCCGUCCCUUCAAAUUUCAUUGGCCAUCUACAGAGCUUAACAUUCAAUGGCAUGGCAUAUAUUGAUUUAUGCAAAAAUGGUGACAUAGAUUAUUGUGAACUGAAUGCUAGAUUUGGCUUUAGAAACAUCAUAGCAGAUCCUGUCACUUUUAAAACUAAAACAAGUUAUGUUGCUUUACCCACCUUGCAAGCCUACACUUCUAUGCACCUUUUCUUCCAGUUCAAGACUACAUCACCAGAUGGUCUUAUUCUGUAUAACAGUGGAGAUGGCAAUGACUUCAUUGUGGUUGAAUUAGUUAAAGGAUAUUUGCAUUAUGUUUUUGACUUGGGUAAUGGUGCAAAUCUCAUUAAAGGAAGUUCUAACAAGCCUUUAAAUGACCAUCAGUGGCAUAAUGUGAUGAUAUCAAGGGACACCAGUAACCUUCAUACUGUAAAAAUUGAUACAAAAAUCACCACCCAAAGCACCGCAGGAGCCAGAAAUCUAGAUCUUAAAAGUGAACUAUAUGUUGGAGGUGUUGCAAAAGAAAUGUACAAAACCUUGCCAAAGCUGGUGCAUGCAAAAGAAGGAUUUCAAGGCUGUCUUGCAUCUGUUGACCUAAAUGGACGCCUUCCAGAUUUGAUUGUAGAUGCUCUUUUGUGUAAUGGGCAAAUAGAAAGAGGAUGUGAAGGCCCAAGCACAACGUGCCAGGAAGACUCAUGUGCCAAUCAAGGAGUCUGCUUGCAGCAGUGGGAUGGAUUCAGUUGUGACUGCAGUAUGACUUCUUUUACUGGACAUCUGUGCAAUGACCCUGGCACAACAUAUAUUUUUAGCAAAGGUGGUGGACAAAUUACGUAUACGUGGCCCCCUAACGAUCGGCCAAGCACACGUGCAGAUAGACUGACAAUAGGGUUUAGCACGGUUCAAAAGGAGGCAGUCUUGGUUCGAGUGGACAGCUCUUCAGGAUUGGGUGACUACUUAGAGCUGCAUAUUCACCAAGGAAAAAUUGGAGUAAAAUUUAAUGUUGGAACAGAUGAUAUCUCAAUUGAAGAAGUCAAUGCAUUCAUUAAUGAUGGCAAAUACCAUGUAGUACGAUUUACAAGAAGUGGGGGUAAUGCCACCUUACAAGUGGACAACUUGCCAAUUAUAGAACGUUUCCCUGCAGGAAACAAUGAUAACGAACGCCUGGCGAUUGCUAGACAGCGAAUUCCAUAUCGACUUGGUCGAGUAGUUGAUGAUUGGCUACUCGACAAAGGACGUCAACUGACAAUCUUCAAUAGCCAAGCAACAAUUAAAAUCGGUGGCAAGGACCGGGGACACCCAUUUCAAGGUCAACUUACAGGUCUAUACUACAAUGGCUUGAAAGUUCUGAACAUGGCAGCUGAAAAUGAUCCUAACAUUGUGAUAGAAGGAAAUGUCAGACUUGUUGGUGAUGUGCCUUCAUCUAUGACCACGGAGUCAACUGCUACAGCCAUGCAGUCUGAAAUGUCAACAUCGAUAAUGGAAACCACUACAACACUGGCUACUGGCACACAAAGAAGAGGCAAAAUACCUACAAAAGAGCCCAUUGGUCAGACAACUGAUGACAUAUUGGUUGCUUCUGCUGAGUGUCCAAGUGAUGAUGAUGAGGAUAUUGAUCCAUGUGAGCUGAGCUCAGGUGGGUUAGCAAAUCCAACGAGAGCCGGAGGAAGGGAUAUCCCUGGUUCUGCAGAGGUCAUCAGAGAAUCGAGUAGCACAACAGGCAUGGUGGUUGGAAUUGUUGCUGCAGCAGCACUUUGCAUCCUCAUUCUUCUUUACGCCAUGUACAAGUACAGAAAUAGAGAUGAAGGCUCAUAUCAUGUAGAUGAGAGUCGAAAUUACAUCAGUAAUUCAGCACAGUCAAAUGGGGCGGUGAUCAAGGAAAAACAACCCAGCAGUGCUAAAAGUUCCAACAAAAAUAAGAAAAACAAGGAUAAAGAAUAUUAUGUCUGAUCCCAGCCGCUCUAUGAACAUGUGUAUAGAAAUAGUCUUCAUUUUAUCUGAGACAUAAAAUUAAAAUACUUAUUUACUUUUUAUGAAGCACAUUGAAAAAAAAAAAAAAAAAAAAAGACAGGGAAUGCAAUCAGAAAGGAAAGACUGUUUUUAAAACAAAAACGCAUCUAGUGGUUUUGUUUCCCAGAAACAGGAGCCAAACAAAAUUCCCGACUAUCCAGUGUUUUCAUUCACUCUGCCAAUCUUUUUAUGUUGCUGGAAUGUUAUGGAAAGACAAUUCUGACACCAAGCAUUCUUAAAGCACAGAGAGAUUUACAACAUGAAGGCACAAUAUUAAAAAAAAGCUACCUAUGAUUCUGGAUUCAGCCAAAGUGCUAGCGCUUUCUAUAAAAAAAAAAAGUUUAAUGCCAGUAAAGACUUGUUUGAACUUCUGAUCAUCAGAGGAAAAUGUACUUGUGCAGAGAAACAAUGACAAAAACAUAUUUAAAAGUGCUGGCUUUUCAGAAGACUUAUAUUAAAUACUUUCACAAAGCCCUUUUCUGAUUGGGAAGAAUAUGUUAUGGAGGCCUUAUUUUCAUAAAUGUGGAAUAUAAGGCACUUUUUUUCAAAAUAAAAACCAAGAGGGAUAGAUGCAAUCAUUGGGAAAUUUUCAUGCACGCUUAAUAUGUUAUUACAUAUGUUUAUAUAAAAACACAUCUAUAUGUGCUUUCUGGACUGUGAAAAGUGAUGUUUUAUAGCCUGUUGUAUAGACAAUGCAAAAUAUAUCUGCUCUUCAGCCAUUUUUGGUAAAAUAAAUGUUCUAAGUGUUGCUAGGUAGAGAACGUUUUCUGAUGUCUGAUGCAACAGACCCGUUUCAGUUUUUUGCAGCCAUUGCCAAUUAUAAAUUCCUUUCUUUUUUUUUUCUUUUUCUUUUUUCUGUCUUUUUUUAAGAAUUUUAAUUUUAGUGUGUAUGAAACUGGGGAUGAGUAUGAAUGUACAUAAUAUUGUUAAAGUUUGACAGCACAAUAAACUACAUUCCACUGCAGCCAAGAAACAGUAUGGGACCAGGAAGUAGAAAGGUCUUCUUCAACUCCUGUAUCUUGCUCAAAUAAAAAGAACACUUUCAAUCUAUCAACAAAGGCUCUCCAGACUUCUUAACCUUCUUUACCUAUGUUAACAAUCUCUUUGGGAAUUGUGCUUUUUACACAAUCUUGACAAACAAAUAUACUGUAUAGUUAUCUUAUUUCUUGGAGAAAGUAGAAAUGUUCAUUUAUUUUCUUGCUUUGAAUUUUAUUCUAAACAUAACAAUACAUUAACAUGACAUAAAAUUAUCUUGAAAAUAUAUAAGCAUUAUGUUUCUAUUUAGUCUAUUAAAGACAAUUACAAUAUGAUGCAUUAUAUUAAUUUUACUUUGCUGCCAAACCUAUUGUUAUUUUCUCUCCAAAGAAUUGAGUAUAUUACUUUAACCUUCAAUGCAUGCUUUGAAUAUUUUUGUAUAAAAAAGCGUGCAGUAUCUAAAAGCAAAGUAUUUUAUGUUGUAUUAUUUUUAAGAAAACAUAAUCUCACAUUCUUCAGCUCUGCAUAUUGCAAAUUACAAUAUACAAGAUUAUAGAUCACAUUUUAUAGCUUAAAUGAUUAGCAUAGUUUUUUAGCAGGUAUAUAGCAAAAAACACAGAACAAAAUUCCACACAAAAGGAAAUGCAAAGAGCAUACUUUAGACUGAAAGUGGGUACUUCAAGAUAAAUCAGUCUGCUCCGUUGAGGGCCUCCUGGGAGGAAUAGAGAUGUUCACACAUUAUAGACAGGAAGGAGGAAUUUAAAAUUAAUUUACACAGCAGGGCAACAAAGCAAGAGGUCUUUUUUUUACUCACUCUGUUACUGAUAAAUAAUGCUUGAAGUCCAGACAUGUUCACUCAAGCAUUCAAAAUGCAACACGGUUGAAAACCUAACAGUACGUAGGGCUGCCAAAGACAUUUAAUCCUUUAGAACUGUAUUUGUAAGGGCUUUUUGAUUCAUUUAAGAAAUUGAUAGCUAUAGUAGAACACACCUUAAAAACAAUGCUUAGACGAUCUGCUGUUCUUUAGAAUCACAAAUGGAUACCAAUGUAAGUGAAUUGUACUCAGGGAAAGACAGUUAGUUAAUGCUGGGGUAUGAGAAUGUUAAAAAGCUGCAGUGUAAGAAUCAGCAAGGUUCAAAGGCUAUGUAAAUGCUCAAAGCCCUAAAAUAGACUUGGCAAAAAUAUUCAAAUAAUAUUAUAAAUAUAUAUAUAAAGAAGAGAUAUAAAAAGAGUUUUAACAUAUUGAGUAUAUUACUUUAUAAUAAAACAUUUUUUUUCUUCUUUAAAUCUAAUUCCAAUCAAAACAUUUGUCAAAAUCGAAAUAUAUUGACAAAGUUUAUAUUUUAUAUUUUAUUAUCAUUGUUAAAAAAUUAGUUGAAAAUAUUGCAAUUGUAUCUAUGUAAUAUCAGCUAGCAAUUCAACAUUUCAUAUUAUUGACCUACUAUGAUGAACACAUUUUUUAUUGCCCACUGAUAUGUUGUAACUGGUCUGGAUGAGGUGGCUUAUUUUUAAUCCUGUCAUGUGUUGCCUUUUCUUUUUGACAAAAAACAAAAGUGUGAAAUGGUUCAUCCCCCCAAAAAUCAAGAGGCCCAACACCUCAUAAUCGUAUUUGUGUGAUUGAAUUUAAUUUUGUUGCAAGGCCAAUUUAUCCAUUAUUGGAAAUGCUAAGCAAGUGGAAUUUAUUGUUUUGUUAAUAAAAUGUUUCUUAAUACACAA